Molecule: messenger RNA, 2091 nt
Organism: Brassica rapa (field mustard)
Lineage: Eukaryota; Viridiplantae; Streptophyta; Magnoliopsida; Brassicales; Brassicaceae
Product: putative glutamine amidotransferase GAT1_2.1
Cellular component (GO): cytosol
Molecular function (GO): hydrolase activity, acting on carbon-nitrogen (but not peptide) bonds, in linear amides
Source: RefSeq, a predicted model, not a curated record
UGCGAUUCCUUGGAUCCUACAACUCUCAUAAGAAAGUAUCAAUGGUAAAGUCGGUCGUCAAUACUGUUAAUAGUUUUAACUGUCAUAUGUUUUGAGCAAACAUGCAAAACACAACAGGGAAGUAAACACAAACAUGACUGGUUCAAUUUAAGAACUCAAAACUGAAGUGCAUGUCGGUUCUGAGCUGUAUAUUGACAUUUUAACGCUGUAUCCAACAUGCGAUGGGCGUUUUUAACUACGACAACAGUGGAGAUCCUUCCAUUUAUAUUUUCCAUUAAUACGGAUUUGUUUGACGUUUAUCUUCCACGUAAGAGUGACUCAAGGCCAAUUGACAAAUUGGAGUUUGAUUAGGAUGAUUUUAGUUAGAACGUGAUAUUCAUGAUUUUAGUUUCAACACUUUCCAAAUUCGGAAGACAUGCAUGCAUGUAUACAUACCCAUCCAUAUAUAUAUAAAAAAAUAGUAAAGGCAGAUAAGCUAUACCUGCCUAAUUUGUUACAAGUCACUGAGUCAUAAUUCAUAUCUAAAACCCUUAUCAGAUCCAUGUUUAUUUGUCAUUAAGAUAUAUAAAUGGAACGUUUUUUAAUCAACCAACCUAACAAAAAAAGGAAGAAUAAUCUUGGUAUAUCCAGCAAAGUCCUAGCCAUCAUCUAAUCGUAAACGGUUUGACCAAGAAAACAUACAGAUAAAGAUGACGAUGUGACAGAAGGGACGUCAGCUUAUGCGUAUAUGCAUUGCAUGUACGCUGCGACUCGACGCCACCUUUCCUAUCUAUAAAUAACAGAGACAACUAAGACUUGUAAAAACAUAUAAAUAAAGACAUAAACAGACAAAAGCUUAUUAAAACAUAAACAGUUCAAGGAUGGUGGUUGUCGGAAAUGAUCUCUCGUCCAAGACUCUCCCCAGAGUUCUCAUCGUCUCUCGUCGAACUCUACGCAAGAACAAGUACGUGGACUUCGUGGGAGAGUACCAUCUCGACCUCAUCGUCUCGCACGGCGCCGUCCCUGUGAUCGUCCCACGUGUAAGCGGGAUCCACUCUAUGCUCCGGAGCUUCGAGCCUAUCCACGGCGUCCUCCUCUGCGAGGGAGAAGACGUAGACCCUUCUCUCUACGCAGACAAAGAGCUGCCAGGACUCUCUCAGGAGGACAUGGACGAGAUCAGGAGCUUGCACGCAAGCGACACGACCAUCGACAAAGAGAAAGACAGCAUCGAGCUUACUCUAGCUAAGCUCUGUCUCGAAAGAAACAUUCCGUUCUUAGGCAUCUGUCGUGGCUCUCAGAUCCUCAACGUAGCAGCGGGAGGAACUCUGUACCAAGACAUUGAUAAAGAAGUUGGAACUACGACGAAGCAUAUAGACUAUGACAACUACGAUGAGCAUAGACACGAGGCUAGGCUCGUGGAGGAGACGCCGUUGCGCAAAUGGUUCGACGAGGUGGAUCAGAUCAUGGUGAAUUCGUAUCAUCAUCAAGGCGUGAAGAGACUCGCGGAACGUUUUGUUCCCAUGGCAUACGCUCCUGAUGGUUUGAUAGAAGGGUUUUACGAUCAGGAUCGGUAUGAUCCGGAGGAAGGUCGGUUUCUGAUGGGUCUGCAGUUUCAUCCCGAGAGGAUGAGACGACUCUCGGAUGAUGAGUUUGAUUAUGAAGGAUGUGUUUCCGUUUACAAGGAGUUUGUGAAAGCUGUGACAGCGUUUCAUAAGAAGCAACUUGAUGCAGCAGAGAUUGUGAUGGAGGUGAAGAAGAAGACGCUAGUCAAAAGUGAGCUUUUAGAGGCGAACACUUCGGUUCUAAGCAAGCAACAAGAGAACAGGCUGAAGCAGAUGGGAGCCACGGUGAGGAACUCGUGUGUGUACAUGAAGAGGAUGAAGAGGAAAGAGGAGCAAGAGAGAGCGAUGGAUAAGUUGUCCGCAGAGCGUUUGUCUGAUCUGCUUUCGUUCCACCGUAUGAUGGCUCGUCUUUGCUCUGAUGCCAUCAAGAGGAAGCUGCUGGAACCAGCAGAUAGUGAUAUUGAGACUGCCUUUUUCAUCAACUAUUAGCUUUUAUUGUAAUAAACAUGUUACAUAUAAAUGAAAAUUAGUUUUUCUGUUUACAUUACAA